GCUCCUACUCAAAACCAUAGUUGUAGUUGUAAUUCAGUCCUUUUCUUUUCUACGGUCAGUUUAGUUCAGCUUCAAAGAAGAGAGCACAAAGCUUAUCUCAACCUUGGAAAAGUUACCUUCGUCUCUCCACCACCCACCCCCGUCCGCACGAGGAGCUCCUCCUCCGCCGCCGCCGACGCACCACGCGCGUCGCCGCUCCCCUUCUCGUCGCGUCCCUACCUCCGCAAUCUCCGGAACCCCGGUCUUCGAGAUUUCAUCAUGCUCUCCUUGAGGUGUUGGGCGCCCGCAUUCGGUUUAGCGUUCGAGAGAACCGUCGCUCUGCGCCCGCGAAAGUUCAACUCUCUAGUGGUUUGCGGUGCCAGGGGUCCGAGGCCGAGAUAUCCUCGCGUGUGGAAAACGGAUAAGAGAAUCGGGACCGUUUCCAAGUCGCAGAAGCUUGUCAAAUGUAUUAAGGGUUUGUCUAACGUAAAGGAGGAGGUUUAUGGUGCUCUUGAUUCGUUUGUUGCAUGGGAACUGGAGUUUCCCUUGAUAGCGGUAAAGAAAGCACUGAAGACGCUUGAAGAUGAGAAGGAAUGGAAAAGAAUAAUUCAGGUUAUCAAGUGGAUGUUCAAUAAAGGUCAAGGGAAGACCAUGGGAAGCUAUCAAACUUUAUUAAAUGCUUUAGUCGAGGAUGGACGAAUUGAGGAAGCAGAAGAGCUAUUUCAAAAGAUAUUCUCAAGAUACAUGGAGGGUUUGCCCCGUAUUUUUUUCAUGAAAAUAAUCUCCUUGUAUUACAGAUUGGGGUCAUACGAGAAGAUGUUUGAGGUUUUUGCUGAUAUGGAAGAGCUGGGUGUUCGACCUGAUACCUCGAUUGUCAGGAUGCUCGGUGAUGUAUUUAUGAAGCUAGAGAUGUUGGACAAAUACGAAAAGUUAAAUAGGAAAUAUCCACCGCCAAAAUUUGAAUAUCGAUACAUCAAAGGCAAGCGCAUAAGGAUAAGGGUUUAUCCAGACAAUAGUACCGAAGAGGUAACACAGAGAGACUCUGGCAGAGAUGAACUGGAAGACGCAGGAAGCAUGAAUCCUGACAAUGAAUUGGAAGAAGCGCCAAGAACAGGCCUGGACAGGAAUGUAUUAGGCGACACGGCUUCUGGAGACCUUGAAUUUGUAUAGCUCAGAGCUUAAAUUUGGUGCUUUCGUGCCUGCUUCGUCAAAGCAGUGUGCUGCAACAUGUUCUAUGUAAUCUAGCAAUUUAGACCGACCCUGCCAAAUUUGGAAAUGGAGAUCUCAUCUCCCUGAAAUGAUAUGGUAUGUUCUCCUGAUGACCUGAUAGCUCAUUUCCAGGACAGGCUUUGUUUGAAUUUCUUAAAAAAUAAUCAUGUUUGGCAUGAGGCAGGAUACAGUCGCCGACGAUCUUUGCCAUGCCGUGCCGCAUCCAGCAAGGGUCAUUCUGGAAUCUGGAUAGCGAGGCCAGGACGAAGGCGGAUGGUUCUCUGACACAAAAUCAUGUACAAGUAUUAUUCUGUAGCACUAGCAACAGCAUUAGGCAGUAGUGUUUCACUGGAAUGGAAUGGUUGUACUAUAAAGUAGAAACCUUAGCGCCUGUUUUGGACUUGCAAUGAAUCAGUAUCAUUACUCCAAUUUUCCCUGUUUUCAAGGUCUGGUCUUUUUUUUU
Messenger RNA from Triticum aestivum (bread wheat), 1651 nucleotides. RefSeq names its product pentatricopeptide repeat-containing protein At4g21190. NCBI's taxonomy places the organism in Eukaryota, Viridiplantae, Streptophyta, Magnoliopsida, Poales, Poaceae. The coding region runs from base 259 to 1149 and encodes 296 amino acids. Gene Ontology annotation, molecular function: protein binding. The record is from RefSeq and is a predicted model, not a curated record. The transcript is spliced from 7 exons.